Molecule: messenger RNA, 405 nt
Organism: Paramecium octaurelia
Lineage: Eukaryota; Ciliophora; Oligohymenophorea; Peniculida; Parameciidae
Source: the annotation of a GenBank genome assembly
UCUGGUGAUUUGCAAUUUUAAAAUGAAGGCUUUGAUUCCUAUGAUGCCUUGAUAAGGAAAUUCAUUGAUGAAAAUGACAUAACCUAGAAGGAAUAAAAUAAUUUGAUUGAAUGGAGGAGGAGUGGAGAGAUCUAUCAGUUAACUGAAAAUGAGGGAAGGAUUCUGGUUAUGAGUUCUUUGAACCUUUUAAACAUGGAUGGAGAAAAUGUAGAACAAAUAACAAAACAUGACGUUGCAACAUAUUAUGGAUCAUUUGUUUGGGCGAUUAGGAUAGCACAUCGUAAAAUAUAUCCAGAAUGUAGAGCCGAUUUUUUGUUCUUUAGUAAAAAAAGCAAUGCCGAGAGUUAAAGGCUAAUUAAAUAAAAGUGUAAGCGAUUCUUAAGAAAGACCAAUAACCAGUAGUGA